Molecule: messenger RNA, 1192 nt
Organism: Oryzias melastigma (Indian medaka)
Lineage: Eukaryota; Metazoa; Chordata; Actinopteri; Beloniformes; Adrianichthyidae
Product: ryanodine receptor 2-like
Exons: 3
Coding region: 59-361 (100 amino acids)
Biological process (GO): calcium ion transport
Cellular component (GO): calcium channel complex; sarcolemma; smooth endoplasmic reticulum
Molecular function (GO): ryanodine-sensitive calcium-release channel activity
Source: RefSeq, a predicted model, not a curated record
CCCGGAGUGUUUUGGCCCGGCGCUCAGAGGUGACGGGGGGAAUGGACUUCUAGCAGCCAUGAAAGAAGCAAUCAUGAUCUCCCAGGAUGCUUCCAUGGACGGACCGUACCCCUCUCAGGAGUCCCAGAGAGGCCUACAGGACAGUGAUGAUGACCGGAUCCACAUGGGUCACGCCAUUAUGACCUUUUACUCUGCCCUCAUUGAUUUGUUGGGUCGUUGCGCUCCAGAGACGCAUUUAAUUCAAGAAGGAAAAGGAGAAGCCAUCCGCGUCAGAGCGAUUCUCCAAUCACUGAUUCCCAUUCAGGACAUUGAAGGAGUCGUCAGCAUCCCCCUUCAACUUCCUUCAGUGUCUACAGGUUAAAAGGAAUAAGUUAUCAUCUACUUAAAUAUGUUGUAGAACUAAAAGUGAGUUGCAAUAGAACUAUUGCAAUUAUUUAUGAAAUACUAGUUAUUUUCUUGAAUCUUUUCCCUACCAGGAAGUAAGACGCCUCCCUAUCUGAGGCUCCAUGUGGGUGUCGCCCAUUUCAUGACAUCAUCCUAGAGCCCGCCUCGGCAGCUUUUCUGUGUUUCGCCCAGGCAAAAACAAACAACAUCCAAACUUUUGCAAAGAUCAAUGUGCAUACUAUAUAUCUGCAAUUACUACACUGGUUCACAACAUAAAUACAACUGGCAUCUUCACCAUUGAUACACGCACCAUGUAUCCUGGAGAGGGGGAGAGGGUGUGUGUCUUAAAAGAGACCAGGGUCUAAAGUAACGAACACCUGUUAGACCUGGCAUUUAAUGGAGACAGUACAUAAUUGAAAGAUAUACUGCAUUUCAAAUAAAGGUUAUUUUGCUGAGUACUUCUAGCUUCUCUGAGAAAUUGGGUAUUUGUGUUGGCCUGUGGUACAGUUCUGGUAGUACAGACUCUUCUUGAAAGGGCUUUUCUCACUUUGUGACAUCAGUCCGUGAGAACCCAUUCAUUUCGUGGGUAUGGGAGGGGCUGGUGCUGGGAGGCUGGUUUUUAGAGGAUUACUCAGAAAUGUUUAAAUGGAUCAAAAAAAUACUUGGGGGCUUCCUUAUAGUGAGCAAUGAACCGUAUAAUACAUAUAAAAGCUCAACAAGUGGAUUUUACAUGGUAUUGGCCCUUUAAAGAGUUGACACAAUUUCUGUGGAUGUCUCUCAACCUUCAGUCUAAUAUUACUCAUGAUUU